Octopus bimaculoides (California two-spot octopus) is the source of this 2415-nucleotide messenger RNA. RefSeq names its product renalase. The record is from RefSeq and is a predicted model, not a curated record. Gene Ontology annotation, cellular component: extracellular region. Gene Ontology annotation, molecular function: oxidoreductase activity, acting on NAD(P)H. Lineage: Eukaryota; Metazoa; Mollusca; Cephalopoda; Octopoda; Octopodidae.
UUGUCUUACAAUUUCUCUCCUUCUCUCUGUAUGUCUCCUUUCUUUCUCUUUUCCUCUCUGUAUCUCUCUCUGCUGUCAUACCUGUGUGGACCCCCUUUGAUUACUAAUUUAUUUAUCGACUCAAUCCUUUUGUCUGUCCUUGUUUGUCCCCUCUAUGUUUUACCCCUUGUGUAUGUGCCUGCUUAUGUGAGUGUGCGUAUAUGUAAACGCAUGUGUGUGUGUGUGCGAGCGCGUGCCUGUGUAUGUAUGAGUGUGUGCGUACGUGUAUGCGUGUGUGUGUGUGUGUCUGCUUGCGUUCAUGUGAGCGUUUUAAACGACUACACAGAACGUUUCAUAUCGUAAUCAUAUCAGUGACGGACUAAUUUCACGUUCGGGACAAUUUAACCUUUUACACCGUCCUUGUUGCGAUAAUGGCAGCUGUGUCGCGUGUUCUAAUCGUAGGUGCUGGAAUAAGCGGCGCCUUAACCGCGGCCUUGCUCAGGAAGGAGCUUAGUCACGUACACAUAUCAGUAUGGGAGAAGGCCCGCGGGGCGGGUAUGUACAUACGCUUUCAUUUACCUGUGGUACGUGGAGACGAUAUUUUGCAAAAAUAUGUUUUCGAGUGUGUUGAAUAUGUAACAUUUGUGUUUCUAAUAUCGGAAUUUGAAGAAAAACAAAUCUACAAUGAGCUGUUUUCUACUGGACUAUUGCAGCCCUUUAAAGGCCUCAUUGAAGGAGAAAGCCCUGCAGGACACAGCUUACAGAAUUUUGUUUGCCCCAAGGGGUUUUCAGCCCUUGUUAAGCAUUUUCUAUCUAGUGCAGCUCCGGUCGAUGUGAAAUUCGAAAGCCGUGUGGUCAGCAUCACGAAGCAUCCUGCGACCACCACUGACCAACUUGUUGUCUCCACCGAAUCGGGUCAUCAGGACACCUUUGACGCUGUAAUCCUUACUGUCCCCGUGCCACAGUUGUUCUUGCUGGAAGGGGACAUUCCGAAGAUGUUAGAUUCAAACAAGACAUUGAAAGAACAGCUCGAAAGCGUAAGUUAUUCAUCCAGAUUCUGUCUUGGUAUUUACUACCCUCCAGGCACCACGCUGAAUUUACCAUGGACUGCCAAAUAUAUCGAUGGCCAUCCCUGUCUACGCUAUAUCUGUGUGGAUACACAGAAGCGGGCUGACCCGCAAAGUGGACAGUCCGUCGUGGUGCACAGCAGUGUCCCCUGGGGUGUGGAACACGUAGAAGAAAGCAAGGACGAUGUAAAACCCAUCAUGUUAGACUAUGUACGAGGGCUGCUCCCUAAUUUGCCAGACCCAGAGUUUGUCAAAGGACACAAAUGGAGAUACUCUCAGGCCCGAACACCAUUUCCUGGCAGCCCAGGCUGUGUUCAACUGUCCAAAGAUCCGUCACUAUUGGUGGGCGGAGACGGAUUCAGCUACUCCAAGUUUGAAGGAUGUAUUGACUCUGCCAAUGCUCUCGUUGCUGCUGUAUUACAUCAUUGAUGACCAUAUAUGGUGCUAAUGUAAAACUGUCUUGGUGCUUUAAUGAUAGGCUGGUGUGAUUUAUGAAGAGGGAUACAUUUCAAUAUGCAUCAGGGGUGUGGUUCCUUGAUAGGGUGUGGUUUAUUAAAAAACUAGCUUAGAGAGAUAUGGUUUAUUAAAUGCAUUGGCUAGAGGUGUGGCCUAUUAAGUUAGUUUAGAAGGGUGUGGUUUAUUAAAUUUACUGGUUAGGGGUGUGGCCUAUUAAGUUAGUUUAGAGGGGUGUGGUUUAUUAAAUUUACUGGUUAGGGGUGUGGCCUAUUUUUCACAUCCAGUAGCCCAUGUCCCAUGUUAAGCCACAUAUGUUCAUUAAACUAUGCCCCACCCCAGUAAAUUACAGCUUUUAAGAAACCACACCCUAAUAACCCAUACUCUUUGCUAAAUUACACUUCCCACCCCCAGUAACCAUUAUCUCUGGUAAGCCACACCCUCUAUAAACUGUGCCAUAUGUCUUAGAAAAGGACACAUAGGGUAAUACAGGUCUAGGUUCCUUGCAUAUAGGAAAAACACAGGAGGGUCAUGGCUGGAACGCUUUUGAUCAUAGGUCUUGUUUAAGACCGAACUGGUGCUAUUAUCAUCUGUGCCUCUAUGAGGUCGUACAAUCUGCUAGAAAUAGCAGUCAAAUUGGCCUCAAAUCAUACUCUGGUAUUUUAGAAAAAGAAUAUUUUUGCAUUAUGUAGUCUUGGACCCUCUACAUGUAGGAAAAAAAAAAAACGAGUGGUCAUGGUUGGAGUGCCUUUGAUCAUUCAUGACUGGACAUUGCUAUAUAAUCAUUAUCAAGGAUGCCUCUACAUCAACAGUUCUCAAUUACCGUACAGCCUCCAGGGACACAUGCAGCCCUCAAGCAUUCUUCCGGCAGCCCCUGAUAGGCUUUCCUCUAUAAAUAAACUAAAUUUUUCUUUAA